Messenger RNA from Heterobilharzia americana, 249 nucleotides. Lineage: Eukaryota; Metazoa; Platyhelminthes; Trematoda; Strigeidida; Schistosomatidae. The record is from the annotation of a GenBank genome assembly.
AUGAAUAAAGUUAUCAUAAAAAUUAAAACGAAUUAUCUUGCCAUCAGUCUAAUCUUUACAAGGUUGUAUAAUCAUUUUCGUAUUCAACAAAAAUUAACUGAAGGUGAUAUGGGAGAUCAUGUGAAAGAAGAAGAAGAUGAGAAACAAACAGAAGAUCACUUAGUCAGCCUAAAGGUACAGAGAGGUGAAGUGAUGAAAUACAAAAGUUCUGAACGCUGUAAUCCAAAGACUGAUGUAUUUCAGCCCUGA